Pararge aegeria (speckled wood butterfly) is the source of this 469-nucleotide messenger RNA. RefSeq lists its product as uncharacterized. Lineage: Eukaryota; Metazoa; Arthropoda; Insecta; Lepidoptera; Nymphalidae. The record is from RefSeq and is a predicted model, not a curated record. The coding region runs from base 98 to 322 and encodes 74 amino acids. The transcript is spliced from 2 exons.
GUCACCGCCACUCGCACUGUGCCCUCCUACCACCGCGCACGAUCAACAGAUACUGUUUCUUUCCUUAAUAUAAUUAUAACGAAGCACAUCUGUCAACAUGCGCCUCUUCUUCAUCGUACUGAUGCUCUGUAUCGCGGUUUACGCUGCGCCGCAGUCGAAACUACUGUUCGCUAACAGUGAAAAUAACGGCAAGCAGUUCAUUGAAGAGGUGGUCGUGGAGUCUGUCUUGCAUGUGAAGAGUCCUUCUGGGACCAGACAAGCGCGAACCAAUGUCAAAACAAACCUGCAAGAUGGCUCUAGUGUCGCCGAGGCGAAGAACUAAUAAAAUGGUCAUAGCUUUAAUUAUAAAAUAUCUAAUACACUUGUUGUCAUUUAACUAGUCAAAUAAUUCUGUAUAUAUCUACAUUUUUAGUUACUAUAAAUAGACCUAACACAAAAAUAUACAAGUAAACGGUGAUUCUUUAUGGUC